Portunus trituberculatus (swimming crab) is the source of this 1680-nucleotide messenger RNA. RefSeq names its product leukocyte receptor cluster member 1 homolog. The transcript is spliced from 3 exons. Lineage: Eukaryota; Metazoa; Arthropoda; Malacostraca; Decapoda; Portunidae. The record is from RefSeq and is a predicted model, not a curated record. Bases 120 to 1361 code for a protein of 413 amino acids.
GUGUUAUUUAGUGUUUACAUGAUCAGCUGAGAGGAGACAGCAACAUCCUCACCACCCCUCCAUCGCUCUCUCUCUCUCUCUCUACGGCUGAUGCUUCUUGCCCAUUAUAACUCACCAAGAUGAAUAUAUUGCCAAAGAAAAGAUGGCACGUCCGCACCAAGGAGAACAUUGCUCGGGUGAGGCGCGACGAGGCCCAGGCUGCUGAGGAGGAGAAGCAAAGAGUUCUUCGAGCAAAACUUGCGGAACAGGAAGCUCGUACUGCAUUGCUAAGAACCCGAGCUCGACAGAAAUAUGAUGGAGAUGAAGGACUUGAUGCAGCUGAACCCAAGGCAACAUCAACUGGCCAAGCCACCAACACCACCAAGACACAUGUUGCAGAUAUUUACACUGCAGAGGGAAAUAUUAACUUCUUCAAGGAUCUGGAGGAGGGGAAGCAAACACAUGGGAAGAAUGAGGAAUAUGAAAAAGAAAAGAAGGAAGAGCAAGAGAAGUAUGAGAAGAAAAUUGGCUAUUUGACAUACCUGGGGCAAGACUCCCAUGAGGCUCAAGGGAAGAAGGCCUGGUAUGAGGAAGCUGAAAGUAGGAUAACAUAUAGAGGUGAUGAGGAGGAGGAAGGAGAGACAAAAGAGGUGGGACUGAAGAGUAAAGACAAGCUAGAUCCUAUUCAUGACAUUAUAAAAUAUGGAGGGAUAAAGCUAAUCAAGAAAGUACCAGGAAUGCCAAAGCCAAAAGCAGCAGAUGAUGUCCAGAUAGUGCAAAAACAGAAUGUAGAAAGUAAGAAAAAGGUGCAGCAAGAUGAAAGUACUGCAGACAAGAGGAAAUAUAGACACAAGGAGAGUAAAAACAAAAAGAAAAGAAAGUCAAAGAAGAGAAAAAGAAAUGAUGAUGAUGAUAAGAGAGACAAACACAAACAGAGAGACUGCAAGAGACGAAGGGAUGACAGUAGUGAUGAAGACAACACCUCAAGGAAGAGAAGGAAAUCAAAUAGUCACAAAAGCAAAUCAAAAGAAAGAGAACGAAAAAGGAGAAGACACCACAGCAGCACCACCACCACCUCAAGCACCAGUGCAUAUGAAAGUAGUGAAGAUGAAGAAGCCAUACAAGAAAAGAAAAGGAAGCUGGACAUUUUACGAGUGGAGAGACUGAAGCGAGAAGCUGAAGAGAGGAAGAGAGCAAAUAGACUCCUAGCUGGAAAGAAGCCUGAUGACAAUGACGAACCUCCAAAACAGUCCACCAUUCAGCAGAAAUACAACAGCCAGUUCAACCCUCACAUUGCACGACAGAACCAGGAGCAACAGCAGCAGCAACAGCAGCAGCAACAGCCAGCAUUGGCAGUGGGUGUGAAGUAUUGGCUUCAGUGACACACAAGUAUUUUAACAAGUGUUUUUACUUCAGUGACACACAAGUCUUGGGUUCAGUUUGUGAUGGGUGCAUGUGCCAGGCAAUUCUUGUAGCAACAUUUGUGUGCCUAAUAUGAUUUUGUUACAUAUUUUAACAAGUGUUUUUGCUUAAUGGUACUUUCUAAUUUUUUGUAACCUAUGUUCUAUCUAGCUUUGAAAAUAUUUUGCCACUUUAAAAUCAGUAUGUAGUAUCAGAAAAGUAUUUGAUUAAAACUUACACUUUAUGCACUACCAGUCUCUAUGAGAAAAGUUACUUAAAUAAAGAUAUUUUUAUAAUAUA